AAAUAUACAAAAUUGUCCGCAGAGGCUGUUCCUGUUCCUGCUAUUUCUCUGAUAAACAACAGCCUUCCUUUUUCCUUGCCUUGUCCAAAUUCGGAAACUCCCUCUCUCUCUCUCUUGCAAAUCCUACGAAAAGCAGGAGCCCCCAACGCACCGUUUUGUUCGGCGGAAAGCUCUCGCUGAUGUUGUUGUUGGACUCGGAGGCCCCCCACCACAUUCACUUCUGAUUUUUCCGGCGAUACUGGAAUGGCGCGGCGAAAAGAGAAGCGAGAAGUCGGUGGGUUCCUGACGUUUCUGUUGCUGGUGUUUGCUGUAUUCGAAACGACGGCGUCCGAGGAGAAAGCGGCGCACAGUAGAAAUGCGUACGCGACGAUGCUGUACAUGGGGACGCCGAGGGACUACGAGUUCUACGUGGCCACGCGCGUGAUGAUCAGAUCCCUCGUCAGGCUCGACGUGGAAGCGGAUCUCGUCGUCAUUGCGUCCCUCGAGGUCCCUCUCCGAUGGGUCCGAGCUCUGGAACAGGAAGAUGGGGCAAAGGUGGUGAGGGUUGAAAAUUUGAAUAAUCCUUACAAGGAUCAGCCCAAUUUCGAUAGGAGAUUCAAGUUGACACUGAACAAACUCUAUGCGUGGAGCCUGGUGGACUACGACAGAGUCAUCAUGCUCGAUGCUGAUAAUCUCUUCCUUCAGAAAACUGAUGAGUUAUUCCAAUGUGGAAAGUUCUGUGCGGUCUUCAUCAACCCUUGCAUCUUUCAUACCGGCCUCUUCGUUUUGCAGCCGUCAAAGGAGGUUUUCAAUGACAUGGUACACGAGUUGGAGAUUGCACGAGACAAUCCAGAUGGUGCAGACCAGGGUUUUAUUGGCAGCUACUUCUCAGAUUUGCUUGAUCAGCCAAUGUUCCAUCUACCCCCUAACGGCACCAAGCUUGUUGGAACCUACAGACUUCCAUUAGGCUAUCAAAUGGAUGCUACUUACUAUUAUCUCAGACUCCGCUGGAGUGUGCCCUGUGGACCCAACAGUGUGAUUACAUUCCCUGGUGCACCAUGGUUGAAGCCAUGGUAUUGGUGGGCAUGGCCUGUCCUGCCAUUAGGCAUUUCAUGGCACGAACAGCGUCGUCAAACUCUUGGGUAUGCUGCAGAGGUGCCAGCAGUACUUAUACAGUGUGUAAUUUAUCUGGGAAUAAUAGCAAUGACUCGUCUAGCACGGCCGAGCUUCUCGAAGCUAUGCUACCGUAGGUCGGAGAAGAACACUUCCUUGAUACAAAUUGGCAUCAAAACUAUAGCUAUUUGGUCUAUUCUUGCCUCCUAUGUAGUACCCUUCUUCAUCAUUCCUCACACAGUUCAUCCACUACUAGGCUGGAGCCUUUAUUUGCUUGGCUCUCUCUCCCUUUGCUCCAUAGCGAUUAAUGCAUUUUUACUGCCAAUGUUACCACUUUUAGUCCCAUGGCUCGGGAUCUUUGGGUCGCUUUUGGUCAUGGCGUUUCCGUGGUAUCCAGAUGGGGUUGUAAGAGCUCUUGCUGUAUUUGGCUAUGCAUUCUGUGCUGCACCAUUCUUGUGGGUAGCCAUGGUUAAGGUCAUGGCAUGCCUUCAAGUCUCAAUUGAAAGGGAAGCUUUCUUCCCAAAAUUGGGUGAAUCUUCGCCACCUUCAGGGUUUAACAAGUUAUAUUGAGUAACAAAAUGGAUUUUCGUCCGCUGCAUGGACUGAUGCCGGUGACUGGGACGGCAUUUUUUGGCUGACAUGGACAGAUGUUGAAGAUGGUUGUGGAUGGAAAUGGUGUCCAUGUUGAAGAUGGUUGUGGAUGGAAAUGGUGUCCAUGUUGAAGAUGGUUGUGGAUGGAAAUGGGACGGAGGUCUAUGUUGCAUUGGCUUCCCCUGGGUUUCUGUUGCACUCAAAUUAUGUCAUGGAUUUAGCAAGAUGGGGGGGGUUGGAGGGGACUUGUUCAACUCUGUUAAGGGAACAUUGGCAAAGAAAUUUAUACAUGAUUGUUAUAAU
Molecule: messenger RNA, 1986 nt
Organism: Corylus avellana
Lineage: Eukaryota; Viridiplantae; Streptophyta; Magnoliopsida; Fagales; Betulaceae
Product: putative glucuronosyltransferase PGSIP7
Source: RefSeq, a predicted model, not a curated record